Messenger RNA from Paramecium tetraurelia, 510 nucleotides. RefSeq lists its product as uncharacterized. NCBI's taxonomy places the organism in Eukaryota, Ciliophora, Oligohymenophorea, Peniculida, Parameciidae. The transcript has a single exon. The record is from RefSeq and is a predicted model, not a curated record.
AUGAACUAAAGAUAAUUAACUUUAUAAACAUUUCUUCAAAAACAACAUAAUAUCAAUUUAGAAUACCAAUUACCAACUGCUGUCACUACCAACUCUGUCCCAAUAUCAUAAUUAUGGAGUGAAAAAUAUUGCUAAAAGGUCUUGAGAGUCAGCAAUCUUAAAACUUUUUAAUAAUCAUAAGAAAAACAAAAAAGAAUCACAGCACAUAUCAAAGUCUAAAAAUUCUUUCAAAAACCCAAAUUUGAGAAAGUUAAUCAAUAAUAUUAAGCUGCUGAAAUAUAUGGGAUUAACUAAAUUAUAGAGGAACUUGAUAAAGAAAGAAGCGAUAUUAAGGAUUUAUCAUAAAGAAUCACCAGAAGUGUCUCGAGAGAAGAAAAAGAUGUUAAAUUCAAGUAAAAUAGGGAAAAUAGAAAAUAAGAUGAAUUCAUCGCUUUCUUACACAAGAAGUUUUCAUUGAAACCACUCAUUAGGCCAAGAAAAUAGAAAAAUAAUAUUGAUAUUACUAUAUGA